Messenger RNA from Anoplopoma fimbria (sablefish), 2559 nucleotides. It is a transcript of the gene asb8, whose product is annotated as ankyrin repeat and SOCS box containing 8. The record is from RefSeq and is a predicted model, not a curated record. Bases 351 to 1220 code for a protein of 289 amino acids. The transcript has 5 exons. Gene Ontology annotation, biological process: intracellular signal transduction. Gene Ontology annotation, molecular function: protein binding. NCBI's taxonomy places the organism in Eukaryota, Metazoa, Chordata, Actinopteri, Perciformes, Anoplopomatidae.
ACAUUCACGGUAUGCCAGUGGACGACUGCUGCUGUACAGACCUUCAUGCCUAUUUAGGGACAGGAAGUCCUCCUGGUGGACUUGCCUUGCUGUCAGACAUCGUUAAAGCUGGCCUUCAGAGAGAACAUCAACUUAUGUGAAGUUAUCUCAAAAGAACAGGUUACAUGCGCGAGGCAGAGGGCGUGGCCGUGGCCGCGAGCUGACGCUUUGUGUUCAGGUCGACCCGAGCAGCGAGCGGUCUCUUCGGUCACCUGUCAGACCUCCGGACUGAGGACCGAGGACCGAACACGGUACGUCGUCUGUGUGCCCUUGUGUCACCCCGGCCUGGGUGCCAUGGUCCUCAGUUACACAUGAGCUCUACUAUGUGGUACAUCAUGCAAAGCAUUCAAAGUAAAUACUCCUUGUCUGAGCGGCUCAUCCGCACCAUCGCAGCCAUUCGCUCAUUCCCACACGACAAUGUGGAGGAUCUCAUUCGUAAGGGAGCUGAUGUGAACCGGAUGCAUGGCACACUUAAGCCCCUGCACUGUGCCUGUAUGGUUGCUGAUGCUGACUGUGUGGAGCUGCUGUUGGAGAAGGGCGCAGAGGUGAAUGCUUUGGAUGGAUAUAACCGAACAGCACUGCAUUAUGCAGCGGAGAAGGAUGAGAGCUGCGUGGAGCUGCUGUUGGAGUAUGGGGCCCAGCCAAACGCCCUGGACGGCAACAAGGACACUCCACUUCACUGGGCCGCCUUCAAAGAUAACCCAGAGUGUGUGAGGGCCCUGCUGGAGAGCGGGGCCUGUCCCAAUGCCAGGGACUACAACAAUGACACGCCUUUGAGCUGGGCAGCAAUGAAGGGCAACCUGGAGAGUGUCAAAGUUCUAUUAGACUACGGAGCCCAGGUCCAUGUGACCAACCUGAAGGGCCAGACCCCUAUCUCCCGACUGGUUGCCCUGUUGGCCCGGGGCCUGGGUACUGAACAGGAGGAGGAGUGCUUGGAGCUUCUGUGCCGCGCAGCAGGGCGGUUUGAGAUCCGUCGGGCUGAUGGUACCUUUCCCAGGGAGCUGAGUAAGGAUCCCCAGCUGCUGGCGAGGCUGACCAACAUGGUGGCUCAGGCUCCCACGCUUCGCUCUCUGGCACGCUGUGCCGUUCGUCAGAGUCUUGGAGUCCGGUUCCUCCCGACUGCAGUAAAAGAGCUUCCUUUACCAGAGACGAUCAAAGACUAUUUACUGUUGAGAGACUGAGGCGAUGAAACCAUCGGGGAGCUUUCAGACCUCACUGGCUGAUAAGUGGACAGCUCAUCACACAUCAUUUAUUGGCAAGGAAGUGUCUCCAUUAUUUAAUAGGAUGUUGUCUGACAGUGGCCCUCAUUUAUCAAACCUUGCAAAUGAGUAUCGAUUUAUGCCUCAUGAGAGAUGUUUAUACAUCUCCAAGUCUUUUUUUAUUAUUUUAUCAUUUCCAGUCCAUGUUCAUAUUGUUUCGUAAAAAACACUAAAAAGUGUGCACCGUUUGGUAGCUCUGGUCUGGCCUGUUAAAGUCUUUUCUCAGCCCACUGCAUGCAGUACGAAAAAGAAACUAUAACAUCAGGGUUGUUGGGCUUCAUCUUAGGAAUUGACCUACAUGAAGCUUGUGUCCAAUCAUCCAGCUGUUCACAAAGAGCCAGUGAGACUUUUGCAUUUUAAGUAGGCUUAUUAUUAUUAUUUUUUGUAUGCAAAAUGUACAAUAAGUAUUAAGUAUGAUACAUUUUAAUGCUCAAAUAUAAUGUUAUUAUGGUUUGUCACAGAGCAUUAGGAAAAUCUUAAAUGUAGAGUUUAGUUGUAAAAUUUGUCUAUCCUCAUUGUAAGAUUAGAUUUAAAUGUAUAAUGGGGGCUAAUGUCUAAUGAUACGGCUGUCGUGUAUAUGAUCGUUGGAGCGGCCAUCUUUCUCUCAAUGACGUCUCAGUGAACUCUCAUUGCAAACAUUUUUGUAGUACUAGGGGAAAAAGAAAAGGAAAAAAAUACACUUUAACCAGAACAGAAAAGAUUGUGCCAGACGAGAAUAGUUUUAUUUGUUUUGUAGAAGCAACGAAAUUUUGCAGAAUAUUAUUUUUGGUUUCACAAAAUGUGCCAGACACACUAAUCUUGCCUCCAUCUAGCCCUCUGAAAAUUGUCCAGUGUUGAUAAAAGUUAUGUCAACAUAUAUGUGAUUUACCAUUUAUUUUGGCUUUAUUUUAAUGAAGGACGCCAUUGCCAAGGAAGAAUGUAAUGUUCUUUUUUUCAGUCUUAACUUUUAAAAGUUUAGGUUUUCAAAGGUGCUCCCAGGUCUAAAAUUUUGCUGCAUAUGUUUAAAAAGUACUUAAAAAUGAAAUGUAGAGACAUGAAAUGGCAUGAUAACUAAGUUUUUGUCCUUUGAAAGAUUUACUGAAUAAGCUUGCGAAAUGUGUUGACGUUUGUUAUGGCAUCCGUCUGAAAUCCGACCAUUUCUGUGCUUGGUUUUGUUUUCUUCCUCUGCCGCUGUAAAAAUGAACCUCUAAGAUAACGUCUUGUGUACACCUGCAAAAGUGCUUUUUUCUUUGUCAAUGAAAGUAAAUGCCUUUAUAUUCCA